Messenger RNA from Pseudogymnoascus verrucosus, 2207 nucleotides. RefSeq lists its product as uncharacterized. The record is from RefSeq and is a predicted model, not a curated record. Gene Ontology annotation, cellular component: transcription factor TFIID complex. Gene Ontology annotation, biological process: DNA-templated transcription initiation. NCBI's taxonomy places the organism in Eukaryota, Fungi, Ascomycota, Leotiomycetes, Thelebolales, Thelebolaceae. The transcript has 2 exons. The coding region runs from base 1 to 2028 and encodes 675 amino acids.
AUGAACUUUCUCACGACAACCUCAUUCACGAUGGCGCAACAACAGCAACCCCAAUACCAGAUGCCGGCGCAGUUGCCUGUGCAAAUGCCGGGGCCAGUGGGACCUUCCUCGCCCGCUCAGGCAGCACCGUCUCCUGGAGCCCAGGCAUUCUAUCAGCCAGCGGCGAAGCGGCAACGUUUGUCUCCAGAUCCAAGAUCACAGCCAACCUCACCUUAUACACAAUCACCAUAUGGGCCGACCCCAUCUACAGCUGCACCGCCUUCAUCACUACCUCCCGCGCAUUCGAGCCAUUUUGCAAACAUAUCUCAGCCACCUACAUAUCAAGGGCCAUACUCAAACGGCCAUACCACACCCGCUUUGAGCCACCCGUCGCCUUAUAGUCAACCUCCCACCUACAACCCAAAUGCUCCUCCAGUUAGCAACGUACAUGCCAUGCCGUCGCAUAGCCCUCAUCAACCUCAUCCACCUCACCCAACGAACGUCCCUACGAGCAACCAAUUUCCGAAUAACUACAGCAUGCCACCACAACAGCAGCAGCAGCAGCAACAGCAGCAUCAACAGCAUGGAGCUGGAGCCAUGGGGCCCCCGUCUAAACCAGCGGAAAGGGAUAACGUCAACGAUGAUCAGAUGGAUGUGCUAGCGAAUGCUGGUGUAGAUUUGCGUGCUGAGGAAAGCUUUGCGAUGAGCUUUCACACUGGAUCGUUCAACUCUCAACCUGCGUUCAACCAGGCUGGUCUAAAUGCCACCGGUCAUGGCUUCACCCAAUUUGGACCUGGAGAUGCCGGUUCUUUUUACGGAAGUGGCCCUGCCAAUCAACCUGGCGCUCCUAUCGAUAAAGCUACCCAAGAUCAGAUUCAAAAGAAGACAGCAGAUCAGGCUUGGGCUGAUGCAGCAUACAAGUUGGCAAUGUCCAGACAACAUGAGCUUAAGCAUCCCCACGUGCAUGUCGGCGCAUUAUGGAAUAAGAUGGACAAAAUUGCAAAGGAGAACGGAUUGGUGUUGAAUACGGAUAAUGGCAAGAUGCCGCAGUUGAAACUGCCGUCCGAGUUUCCUUCGGAAAUCAAAAUUGAAACCAGGACUGGUCCUGAUGGAGCGCUGGUUGUGGCGAACACCACAUUUCUUCCACAAGACACAGCUCUUGCGGACCAGUUGGCCUUGAUGUCCCUCGCAACGAACCAGAGGAUCAGGAUUCUUCUUGAGGAAACUAUUGCCAUUGUCAAGAGCCGGAGGGUUGGCUCUCAUGGAGUCAUCCCAUCUGAAUGGUCUGACGUUGCAGCAUCGUCUACCAGCGCAGCGGGCACAGUCGUUCCUGAAGGAGCUCCUCGCACUGGCUGGGAAAGUGCAGUCAGCCCAGGCACAAACCCAACUAAUGAUCCUGCAUCUGCAGCUGGUCGACUUCCUACUCCUGUUUCGGAAGGCACCAAGACUCCAACGGGCACUGUCACUAUGACCAACGAGUUGAUAAAAUCUCUCCGUGAAGCCGCAAAUGUGGAGCGCAACUUCGAGGAAAAACGUCUGGCCAAGCGUCAAGGGCGCCCUACGGAUGGUACGGUUGCUCGCAGCGGUUCUGCUGCUCCAGGAACACCCGGAACCGUGGCCCCAGAGCCCUCCACAAAACCACUCACGAAGAAAGAGAGAGAGAAGCAGGAUAAAGGGAAGCAAAACUUGGUUGAUAGCCAUGCUCAGGCAAACGCCACUACGGCGACAUUCCUCUUUGGCGGCAAGAAGAAGAAUAAGUACAGCUGGAUGGACUCGGGCGGUGGCAGUGGGGCAAGCACACCCGGGCGAACAAGCAUGCAGGCUCCAGGUACGCCUGGUGGCAUUGGCGGAGGGGUCGUCGAGAAGGUGAGGCUCACGGCAGAUGGAAAGAACAGAAUGGGCGGUUUUCGCGAGGACAAAGAUGGAGGUCGCCUGGUGCAGCUCCGGGACUUCCUUGCUGUAUUGGAGAAUGAUGGGAGAGAGAAGAAAACAUUGCAGCGGACUUACGCAUGGUUGGAGGGACCAAAACCAAAACCUACCGUGGCCUAGCAGAGUGGAUAGACAGUCGAAAACGGAGGUCUAAACAAGGCGCUACGGCAUCAUUCAUUCUUAUGAUCCUGGGAUUGGCUCGAAGAAUAUCGAUAUGUACAUUACAAUAGAGCAGCGCGCGCGCAUGUUCACCCUCAGAUACAUAUUCGGGGGCUUAAUACGAGAUUUUCAAGUUACGA